This is a messenger RNA of Arctia plantaginis, 297 nucleotides long. The record is from the annotation of a GenBank genome assembly. NCBI's taxonomy places the organism in Eukaryota, Metazoa, Arthropoda, Insecta, Lepidoptera, Erebidae.
AUGUUCUGGCUAAGCCACAUAAUCAGUGUUCCCAACCAACUAACACCCUUGCACUACCAAAACUACCAUGUUUCCGCCAUCUUUAUUAAGAACGCAUGGCCACCCGCCUCCUGGCGUUGGUCAACAGCCAGCAAGGCGUUAAAGGCAUCAGCUACACCACCCACCAGUAACGAUAGAGCUCCCCAUCCCCUCCGGCAUCAACUGUUACCAGUCAAGAUGGGGCGGCGAGACGGCGGCGACGGGUCGCUUUAUACUGGUCUUAGGAGCUUGGCUCACUUGUCUAAUGGCUUUGAUUAA